Molecule: messenger RNA, 3295 nt
Organism: Medicago truncatula (barrel medic)
Lineage: Eukaryota; Viridiplantae; Streptophyta; Magnoliopsida; Fabales; Fabaceae
Product: disease resistance protein RPM1
Exons: 2
Coding region: 53-2794 (913 amino acids)
Biological process (GO): defense response to other organism
Molecular function (GO): ADP binding
Source: RefSeq, a predicted model, not a curated record
UUGAGAAAUACAAUUUUCAUAUCACCAAAACACAAAUCAGAACUUGACUAAAAUGGCAGAAAUUGCAGUGUCUUUUGCAGUUGACCAAUUACUUCCAUUGUUAAGGGAAGAAGCCAGUUUGCUCAAUGGCAUUCACAAAGAAUUUGCAGACAUUAAAGAUGAACUUGAAAGCAUCCAAGCCUUCCUUAAGGAUGCUGAUAGAAGAGCUGCAGGUGAAGAAGAUAACACUAGUGAAGGAGUCAAAACAUGGGUGAAACAAGUUAGAGAAACAACCUUUCGCAUAGAAGACAUCAUUGAUGAUUAUAUGAUCCAUGUGAGACAACAGCCUCGUAAUCUUGGGUGUAUGGCUUUACUCCAUAAUAUUAGUCACUUAGUCAAAACUAUGAUCCCUCGCCAUCGAAUAGCGUCCAAGAUUCAAGGCAUUAAGUCAUCUGUGCAUGGGAUCAAGGAAAGAAGUGAAAGGUAUGGCUUCCAAAUCCAACCUUCUAUUGAACAAGGAUCAAGCCACUUUAGAGGAAGCCAAAAGGCGAAAUGGCAUGACCCUCGAAUGGCUGCUUUAUAUAUUGAUGAAUCUGAAAUUGUAGGCUUUCAAGAACCCAAAAAUAGAUUGAUUGGAUUGUUGGUGGAUGGAAGAGAAGAGCGAACUGUCAUCUCUGUGGUAGGAAUGGGAGGACAAGGAAAAUCCACUCUUGCCAAAAAGGUUUUCGACAGCAAAGAGGUCAUGGGACACUUCGAAUAUCGUGUAUGGGUCACAGUGUCACAAUCAUACGAUAUAGAGGGGUUGCUGAGAUACAUGUUGAAGGAGAUUUACCAACAAAAAGGAGACGACCCUUCUCAAGAUAUCUCUGAAAUGGAUCUAGGGUCAUUGAUUUCUAAGUUGAGAAACCACUUGCAACAAAAGAGGUAUGUUUUUGUAUUUGAUGAUGUAUGGACCAUAGAUUUUUGGAAUGAAAUAGAGCAUGUUGUGAUUGAUAAUAAAAAUGGGAGUAAGAUAUUGAUUACAACAAGAAGUAUGGAUGUUGCUAUUUAUUGUAAAAAAUCUUCUUUUAUUGAGGUGCAUGAACUACAACCUUUAACUGAGGAACAAUCUUUUGAGUUGUUCAAUAAGAAGGUAUUUCGAUUUGACUUUGAUGGAAGUUGUCCAAAAGAUCUAAUUGAUAUAUCUUCCGAAAUUGCUAGAAAAUGCAAGGGUUUACCACUAGCAAUUGUAGCCGUUGGUGGUCUUUUAUCUACAAAGUUGAAAAAUGCAUUUGAUUGGCGGAGAUUUAAUGAAAAUAUGACUUUUAAUGAAAAUAUGACUUUAGAGCUAAAGAAGGAUCCCAAUUUGAUAGGGAUUAAAAAAAUAUUAGGUUUCAGCUAUGAUGAUUUGCCUCUUCAUCUUAAAUCAUGUUUAUUGUAUUUUGGAUUAUAUCCAGAAGAUUAUAAAGUUGAUUCAAAGAGAUUGAUUCGGCAAUGGAUAGCUGAAGGGUUUGUAAAAGAAGAAAGGGGGAAUACUUUGGAAGAAGUUGCAGAAGGAUACUUAACAGAGUUGAUCCAUAGAAGUUUGGUGCAAGUAUCUUCACUAAGAAUCGAUGGAAAAACAAAAAGUUGUUGCGUUCAUGAUCUAAUACGUAUGAUGAUACUUGAAAAGUGUGAGGAUCUAAGUUUUUGCAAGUAUAUUAGUGAAGAUUGUCAUUCAUCUUUAAGUGAAGUUACUCGACGCCUAUCAAUAGCAACCAAUUCCAAUGAUUUUAUGGCAUGCACUAAAAAAAACUCAAGUGUUCGGUCACUAAUGGUUUUCACAGAAAAUUUAGACCGAUGCUCUCUGAGGAAGUUCUAUACAAAAUGUAGGCGAUUGAAGGUGCUUCAUUUUGAAAAUGAUAAUUGGUUUAUGGGUGAUGAAGAUUUGAGAAGUUUGAUCCACUUGAAAUAUUUAAGCUGCAAGAAUUCUUCGGGGGAUGGAUACGUAUAUCUUUCCAAAUCAAUUGCCAUGCUCCAAAACCUAGAGACCUUGGAUCUAAGGGGGGUUAAUGUUAGGUUCUAUGAUAUACCAAAGGAGACUAGAAUGUUCAGAAAGCUGCGACAUUUUUGUGGUUACAAAAUCUCUUUGUUUCAAUUGAAGGGUUGUAUAGGAGGCAUGGAAUCGCUACAAACGCUAAGUGAGGUGGAAAUAGAUAGCAAUUAUGAGGAUGGAAUAGAGUUAAUUAAGGAGUUGGGAAAGUUGAGGCAGUUAAGGAAAUUGGGUUUGGUUGGUGUUAGAAGAGAACAUGGAAGCGCUUUAUCUUCCGUAUUGAAUGAGCUGCGACACUUGGAGAAACUACGCAUUGGGAAAAAAUUUGGAUACUACUCUGUUUAUGUUCAUGAUGUUAUUGAUUUUCAUUUGGUUUCAUCCCCUCCUAUGCUUCGAACUCUUAAAACGCGAGCAAAGUUGACGAAGUUUCCAGAAUGGAUUCCCAAGUUUCAAAAUCUGGUUGAAUUGAUGUUAAGACGCUCCGGUUUAAUUGAAGAUCCAAUAAAGUCGCUUGAAAAUCUGCAAAACUUGUUGUCCCUCUCAAUCAUCAACAAUGCUUAUGAAGGUGAAAGUUUACAUUUUCACGAUGGAGGGUUGCAAAAUCUAAAGGAACUAUAUAUUAGAGAAUCGCCUAACUUGCAUUCAAUUUUCAUCGACAAAGGAGCGCUACAUUCUCUAAAAAAGUUCGAGUUAUCUAGCAUCCCCAACCUCAAGACGGUUCCAGAUGGCAUCCGACACUUAGAAAAGCUUGAAGUUCUCGAUGUUUGGGAUAUGCCAUGUGUAGAUAUUUAUCCUAAACUUUAAGGACUAAGGAGUUUCAAAGCAUAUGCCAUUGAAUUUCAAGGAGGGAAAAAGGUGGUUGGCUUCUAGUGUGAUGUAAAACGAAAAGUGGACUUUUACAACAGGGGGCUGAUUAUGUUCAUGAUUUGGAACUUUUGUUCUAGUGAAAAAAAGAAUGUGUUGUGGUGUAAUUAGUUGUUCUCUGGUGCUGGCCCUUGUUUUUGUAAUUAUAGUAUAUACGGUGUUUUCAUUUUUAGGUUUUACUUCCUCGGUUCAUCUUGAGCUCGGAAAGCCUGUGGUAAUAUAUAUCUCAUUUUAGUCUCUUUAAAAAUAAAAAAUAAAAAAGAAUGUGUUGUCUGUCUUUAAUAAUGGUACAUGAAACCUCUAUGUAAUUGAUUCAAGAUCCUGUGUUUGUGAUUUGAGUUGUUUAUUAUGUAUUAAAUUUAUGUACGCCUAAUGUUGAGAGCUUUUUGCUUUCAAGGAUUGUAAGACCUUAUUUCUCUCUUAAAGUGAAGUUUUAUGUAA